CAUUAAUCGGCGGUAGACCGAGCGGCGCACAUUCGUGCGUGUACCUCGCUGCUCGAAGGUUCGGCUGUCGGUUGUGCUUAACGGUUAUUUCUUUCUGUGACACGAAGAAAGAGGAUCGCCUUGACGGUUGCUUCGUAGAGUGUGAAAGGCCGACUCAACGUUCCCGGUAGUUGGAAGAGGGAAACGUUUCCGGCACGGUCCACGCAGCUGUCGUCCGAUACAUUCGUGCGGUGGGACGAUAUGAUAUUACGAUGAAUUUUACGUGUUAACAUCGUCUCGCGCGUACCUACGUUUCUCUCGAAAAAAGGGAAGAAGAAAGAAAUGGAUUGGAUCGUUGUGGCGUAAGAGCGGGAUGGAUGUAUCGUGUAGUGAUGUAAAAUUGGUACACGAAUAUUGAACGAUACCCGACCCCGAUAUCUCUGUCCGUAGAUCUUUUUAUGCGAACGGAGAUAAACGAAAGUGUCGAGAAGCGAAGGAUACUGAAGAUUGGGCGAAGAAGAGGAGGAGGAGGAGGAGGAGAGGGAGAAGGAGAAGAAAGAGCGGAGAGAAGAAAGUGGACGGAGUUGAUCGAGAGGGUUAUUUCGCUUCUUAAGAGAGCAAGUACACUACGUAGAAAGAUAUUUAGUGCGAAUGGAAACGGUGAAUAGAAACUGAAAAUCGUGAAAAUCGAUAUAUAGAGAACGGAGUUGAACGAGACGAAAAAUUGAAUUUCACGAUGAUGUUGGCGCGGCUGCACGCCGCGGCUAAUGUACCGAGGAAACGUUGAUGGAGGAGAAAAGGAUCGUUUUAACGGGUCGAAGAUGACUGUCGCGAUGGAGCACAAGCGUAAGAGCUCGUGGGACUCGAAGAUAUCGGUAAGCACGGUAAGCACGAGAAGAUUCAGCCGUGCAGGUACACCGAGUUCGAUCCUGUCGUCGGACAGUGACAUUCGAUUUACGAGAAAACUCGGUGGACAGUAUCGUUGCGGAUGCUGCGUGUUAGCCGCGUUCCUACUCUUCCUUCUCUUCUCUGGAGUCUCCAUAUAUCUCGGAUACACGUUUUUAACGUCGGAUCCUCCAGGUGAUCAAAUCUUCUUGGCAACAUUCCGAGUGAUCGAAGGCGAUUCUUUCGUAUCAGAAUUAACAGAUUCCUCUUCCGAAGCCUUUCGAAUACGAUCGCGAGAGUAUCGUGAUCGACUGAAUCUAAUAUUUCGUCGUAGCUGGGUGAGAAUUUCAUUUCUUGCCGUGGAAAUAUUAGCACUUGAUGGAUCCGAAGGUGGAAAUUUGGUGGUCCAUUUCGAGAUUCGGUUUGAUCCACGAUAUCAGACUAUUACCACCGCCGAUAUCGUUGAAAUUCUUACACAAGAAAUAAAUCCUGAAACCUCGAAAUAUUUAACAAACUUGACGAUCGAGUUACCAAGUCUAGAAGUUCAAGAGAGCUUGAAAGCUCUCAACGCUCAAGUCGGUUUACAAACGACCAUUGCAACACCUCCUCCAACGACUACACCACCACCUCCUAGAAGAUGCACCAGUUUAAAUUUGUCUUACUGCAAGCAUCUACCGUACAACGUUACAUCUUAUCCAAAUAUAUUGGGUCAUCGUUCGUUGGCUGACGUGCAAGAGGAUGUGAUCGCUUUCAGAGAAUUAGUCGAUGCGGAAUGUUAUCGUUUGGCAUACGACUUUGUAUGCCAAAUUUUACAACCGACAUGUAUAUCCAGUCAACCGGAAGAUUUGCUGCAAUUACCUUGCAGAAGCUUCUGUAGAGAAUUCUGGAACGGAUGUGGCAAUCGACUUCCAGAUAAAUUCAAACCGUUAUUGGAUUGUUCGAAUUUCCCGGAAUAUGUGGAUCAAGGUGGUUGUAGAGCAAAACCAGGAUGUGUACAAGCGCUUCAAGCAAAAGCAUUAUCACCGAGAAUUUGCGACGGUGUAAUUGAUUGUCCUGAUCUUUCGGAUGAGAAAAAUUGUGCUUACUGUCGAGAUGGUUAUAUGCACUGUGGUAUAGGUAGAACUUGUAUUCCACGUGGCAAAAGAUGCGAUGGAAAAAUGGAUUGUGCCAAUGGAAGUGAUGAAAAAGAUUGUCUUUCCUUAGCACCAAGUAUUCGAUCCCUUAAAUCGCAAUUUUCGGAUACACCGUUCACUGCAAAAUAUAACAAUGAAGGGUUUGUAGUAUUUAACGAGAAAGGUACUAUUGGUAAACUUUGUACCGCGAAUCUGAAUGCAACGUUACCAGGAACAGAAAUGGAAAACGUUCUUCAAACUGUUGCCAAUUCUUUAUGCAGUAUAUUGACUUAUACAGGAAUGAAAUCCGUAGAAGUUCGAAUCGAUGAUGAGGAGAAUAUUCAAUAUGUGCAUAUGCAGGAUCCAUUAGCAACAGAGAUCACAUUCGUUAGAGCGCCCUGUCCGAGCAAAGAAGUUAUGUACAUUCGAUGUUCUGAACUUGACUGCGGUGUACAAUCUCUCCAUGCAAAAAGUGAUAAUCGAGGUCUUAAUAAAAUGGCCGAGCCAGGAGAUUGGCCCUGGCACGUAGCUCUCUUCAAAGAAGAGGUACACGUAUGUGACGCCACGCUUGUGGCGGAAAAUUGGUUGAUUACGACAGCAUCUUGUUUUCAAGGACAGCCAAAGGCAGAAUGGUCAGCGAGAAUGGGAAGUGUACGACUCUCGAGUAUAUCGCCAUGGCAACAAGAGCGUAGAAUCAUAGGUAUGAUUAAAUCACCGGUAGAAGGAAGCACAACCGUUUUAUUAAAACUUGAUCGACCUGUGACCACAUUUUCGGAUUUUGUAAGACCGGUAUGUCUACCUUCGAAUCAAGAUCCACCAAUGAAUUCGACUCAUUGUAAUACUCUUGGAUGGGCUAGAAAUCGAGACUUGCUGCAGAGAGUACAGCUUAGACACAGUGCGAUGGAACGAUGCGAAAAUAUUAGUAUCGCAUCGGUAAAUAGUAUUUGCACAGAAUCGGCAUAUUUUACUGAUGAUUGUAAUGAGGAAGAAUUUGCUGGAAGUCCUAUGUUAUGUCUUCAACCAGACAGUCAUAAAUGGGCACUAACAGGUGUCGGUAGUUGGCGAAUAGCGUGUUCAAAGACCGGUACUGAAAGGCCACGAUUGUACGAUAAAAUUUCCUCGAAUAUCGCUUGGAUAAAAUCCACGAUUUUUAUCUAAAAAUAUUAUUUAAAUAAAUCAAUAUGGACUGACAGGGACUGAAAUUGCAAUACAUAUACAUAUACAAUAUAGAAUCAUUUUUCGCUUCAUCCAAUUUUUCUAUUGUAUCUAAUAGACUGUAAAAUAUACAUAUAUUGUAAAUUUAUAAUUGCGUGUCAUCUUAUCGUGGCAUAUAUAUUUUUCGUGUCGAUUCGGUUUGAAUCGAUUGUAUAGUUUUAUCAGUUUGUUGUUAUCAUUGUUCGUAUCGAUAUCUAUGUAUAUGUUAUCGCGUUGUAAAGAAAACAAAAAUUGUUUUAUUAAAGUAUAGUCGAAAAAAACAAUAUGCAAAAUUAUUUUUUAAAGAUAAAUUUGUUGUUGCACUAUGUACAUGUCGUAAUAUGUAUAUUUUUUUCUAUUAUUAUUAUUAUUAUUAUUAUUAUUAUAAAUAAAUGUUUGUAAAAUGUUUUGUAAAAUUUAUCAUAGAUAGAUGGUGAAACAUGAUUGGUAAGAUUGUAUAAUUAAUGAUCGUUACUGUGCGAAAAAAGUUGUGCGCAGUGUCAAGAUAUAAAUGGUGGGAGGUUUCAACCAGGGUUACUUAAUAUAAUGCUCUUCAUGUGGAGGCAGAGCCUUAGUUCUGCAAAUGCGUUGUCAGUUUUUGCGACGGUGUAUAGAAUCGAAUCCAAUUUACUCAGUGUGACCAAAAAUAUGGUAAGAAAAUCCCUAUUAAUAAAAUCUUUGAUUUAUUUAUAAUUGUAAAAAAUAUUACGUAACUGUAACAUAGAUUUUAAGAGAUAUCGCGUUUCAAAUAAAUAUAAAUAUAAAUGA
Apis mellifera (honey bee) is the source of this 3938-nucleotide messenger RNA. RefSeq names its product atrial natriuretic peptide-converting enzyme. The transcript is spliced from 13 exons. Gene Ontology annotation, molecular function: protein binding; serine-type endopeptidase activity. The record is from RefSeq and is a predicted model, not a curated record. NCBI's taxonomy places the organism in Eukaryota, Metazoa, Arthropoda, Insecta, Hymenoptera, Apidae. Gene Ontology annotation, biological process: proteolysis. Bases 747 to 3134 code for a protein of 795 amino acids.